AUGGGUCAGGGAGACACCCUGGCAGGCAGUGGGGCCUCCACCCAGAAUCAGUCCUACUCUGUCCCCAGAGCAGAGAUUAGUGUCCCUUGCAGCCUCAGGGCUGCCCAGAAAAUGGGAAGCAGUUGGCCCGGGAUGCCUGGGCUUGCAUUUUUCCUUCUGCUGGUACUGCCUCCUCUGCUGGCAAACAGUGGGGCAUACCAGCACAGAGUCCUGGCCUCGGGAGACAUCCAGAACCUCCAGAGAAACCGCCACAACAUUAUCAACCUGGACGGGGAGCACACCCAGGAAAAUGGGUCCAAGGAGAGGCUGGCAGAUGAAAAGAAAUCCUGCCAGAGCAACCUUGACCUUUAUUUGAUAAUAGACAAGUCAGGAAGUGUAGACAACAACUGGAUUUUCACCUAUGGAUUCAUAGAGGAUUUCCUCAAAAAGUUUAAAAACACGAACAUGCGCGUCUCGAUCGUCACCUUCUCCACACAGGCCCACACCGUCCUAAAGCUCACCUCGGACAAAAAAGAAAUAGAAGAGGGUCUCAACCAACUGCGGAACACAGUGCCUACCGGAGACACAAACAUGCAGGAAGGAUUUAAAGCGGUCAGUGAGCAGAUCUCCACAGCAAACCCUGAAGAAAAGAAAUUUCACUCAAUGGUUAUCUCCCUGACCGAUGGAACACUUUGGCCAGCGUCCUUUGAGGCUACCAAGAAAGAAGCUCAGAAGAUUCGACAACUGGGAGGGACUGUUUACGCUGUGGGUGUAAACAAAUACAUGAAAAAUCAGCUCCUGGCAAUUGCGGACAGCGAGGAGCACGUGGUUGGUGUGGACACUGGAUUCUAUGAUCUCAAGAACAUCGUUGACUCACUCGCAGCUAAGUCCUGCAUUGAGCUUACAAGUGUGGAACCGACCGAUUACUGUGUGGGAGAAAACUAUGAUGUAAGCAUCCUUGGAAGAGGUUUCCGUAACGCCAGAAACAAAAAAGAAGUUCUUUGCAGAUUUCAAAUAAGUGACACCAUAUUUUUUGAUAAAAAAGCCACCGAUGUAGACGACACCAGCAUAAAGUGUUCGGGAGUGAAGAUAGAGGAAGCAGCCAGCGAGAUCUCUGUUGAAGUGAGCCUGAACAACGGUGCCAGCUUCAUCAGCAACGGGCUCAGGAUCAGCAGCAAGGACUGUGAGGAUCACAGGACUGUGCAGCCAACGGACAAUCCAGAUGUGACACAUGUGCCAGCAGUUCCCAAAAAAAGAAACAUGCCGUUUCCUGAUAUCAACGCUUAUCAACUGGCAAUGGUCCUAGGAAUAAUUUCAGUACCAGUGGUGAUCGUGUUGCUGUGGAUAUUUUGUUUUAGAAAGAACAAGGAGCCAGUGGACCCGUGUGAACCAACAUGCCCCACAAUGGUGGUCCCUGCUGGUGGAUAUAGCAACAUGAGACACCUAGAGAGAAAAAUGGAUAAUUUGUGCAACUUUUUUCGUAUCUGGAACCACCACCCAGAGAUGUGGUAUCAGCCCAGGUGCAAGCGGUAGUGCCUGAUCUUCAGCCCACUCAGUCCUGAUGUGAGAAGAUGCCCGGCUACCCACUCUUGCGCACAACCCAACCUCCUCAACAGCUGCUGCUGUCAGUGCCAACGCACCUCAACCCAGCCCCCACCACUCGUCUGUUCCCGUUGCCCUCCUAGAUGCUCCAAUGAUCCCUGCCCUGUGGGAACAUUCGGUGGAGUCCCUUUGUCCCUCCCACCCCCAUAGCCCAGCCUCUAAAACACCAAAACCCAAAAUUAAAAAGAGCCCUUUAUGUGCUGAA
Messenger RNA from Talpa occidentalis (Iberian mole), 1786 nucleotides. RefSeq names its product anthrax toxin receptor-like. NCBI's taxonomy places the organism in Eukaryota, Metazoa, Chordata, Mammalia, Eulipotyphla, Talpidae. The coding region runs from base 1 to 1512 and encodes 503 amino acids. The transcript has 17 exons. Gene Ontology annotation, cellular component: membrane. The record is from RefSeq and is a predicted model, not a curated record. Gene Ontology annotation, molecular function: signaling receptor activity.